AUGCCUCAACCGCGACUUUUUAAGCCCCUUAAGAUCGGUGACAUUGAAGUGAAACAUCGCAUCGGAAUGGCACCACUCACUCGCUUUCGAGCAACCGAAGACCGAGUGCCAACACUCCUCAUGAAAAAAUACUACAGCCAACGCGCCGCAGUGCCAGGUACCUUGAUCAUCACCGAGGGGACCUUCAUAUCAGCAACCUGCGGUGGAUUCCCGCACGCACCAGGGAUUUGGCGUGAGGACCAAGUUGCUGCGUGGAGAAUUGUCACCGAUGAAAUUCAUCGCAAGGGAUGUCCCGUAUUCUGUCAACUAUUCGCCAUGGGACGUGCUGCGGAUUUCGACGUAGCCCGGAAAGAAGGGUUCGAUAUCGUAGCUCCCAGUGCUAUUCCCAUGGAAGAAGGCGGCGUCGUCCCCCGGGCCAUGACUACCGACGAGGUCAAACAGACAAUCCGGGACUUUGCCAACGCUUCGAAGAACGCUAUUCGGGCUGGCUUUGACGGAGUCGAGAUCCAUGGCGCGAAUGGAUAUUUGCUCGAUCAAUUCAUCCAAGACGUUAGCAACAGGCGUGACGAUGAGUAUGGCGGGAACGUGGAGAAUAGAUCUCGUCUUCUCCACGACGUGAUCAAAUCUGUUGUUGAUGCCAUCGGCCCUGAACGGGUCGGGCUUCGACUGAGCCCAUGGAGUACAUUCCAGGGUAUGAGAAUGCAGGAUCCGAUUCCGCAGUUCACGGAUGUGAUCAGUAAAGCCAAUCAGGCGGACAUCGCUUAUCUUCACCUCGUCGAGUCGCGAAUUUCCGGCUCCCAGGACUACGACGGCCAUGACACGCUGGAUUUUGCAUAUCACCUAUGGAACGGACCCUUUCUUAUUGCUGGCGGGUAUACAUCGCAUGAGGCCCGCAAGUUGGUGGAUGACAAGUAUCCGGACAAGGACAUCAUGGUCAUCUUUGGCCGGCACUUCAUUUCAAAUCCGGAUCUCAUAUUUAGGAUCAAGAAGGGUCUGGAGCUCAAUGCCUACAAGAGAGAUAGUUUCUAUGUUUUCGAGUCAGCGGUUGGGUAUUCGGAUUACCCAUUCAGCGAAGAGUAUCUAGCAAGCGGGACAAACGUUUAG
Messenger RNA from Penicillium egyptiacum, 1104 nucleotides. The record is from the annotation of a GenBank genome assembly. NCBI's taxonomy places the organism in Eukaryota, Fungi, Ascomycota, Eurotiomycetes, Eurotiales, Aspergillaceae.